This is a messenger RNA of Erigeron canadensis, 504 nucleotides long. RefSeq lists its product as uncharacterized. The transcript has a single exon. The record is from RefSeq and is a predicted model, not a curated record. NCBI's taxonomy places the organism in Eukaryota, Viridiplantae, Streptophyta, Magnoliopsida, Asterales, Asteraceae. Bases 1 to 504 code for a protein of 167 amino acids.
AUGGUAAAGAAAAAUAAGGGCAGAUCCUUGAGCGGUAGAAGGUCAGCCUUGGCAAUCAGCAAAGGGACCACUCGUCACUCAAGCCCAGUCACAAACUCGAAGGAAGGUUUUUAUUUUCCUCCACUAGAGAAAGAUAAACCUUCCAAUGACCCUCUUAUCAUUCAAGCCAUGAUAUUAAACAUCGAAGUACAGAGGGACUAUCUGGAUAGUGGAAGCGAAUGCGACGUAAUCUUCGAACAUUGCUUUCUCAAGCUCCCGGAGGCCCUAAGAGCCCGAAGAACGGAUCCCCGCGGCCCCCUGGUCGGUUUUUUCGGGGAACACGCAUGGCCAUUGGGAGAACUUGAUUUGGAUGUUACCAUCAAAGAUGGAGCAUAUGAAAGGACCGAAACACUGGACCUAUCGAUAGUGCGAUCUCCCUCGCCUUACAACAUCCUCUUGGGAAGGACUGUUAUCCAAAAGAUGGAGAUGGUCCCCUCGGUGAUACACGAGCUUGUCAAAUUCUAA